Molecule: messenger RNA, 2140 nt
Organism: Leptomonas pyrrhocoris
Lineage: Eukaryota; Euglenozoa; Kinetoplastea; Trypanosomatida; Trypanosomatidae
Product: putative mitochondrial tuzin
Exons: 1
Coding region: 167-2140 (657 amino acids)
Source: RefSeq, a predicted model, not a curated record
AGUCGUGAGAGGAGCGGUUUAGGUAAGCUCUUCAUCAAAAAAGAACCGUAUCAUUCAUAAUAGAAAAGGUCCCUCCAAAAGGAGAAUAGCACCCUAGCCACCUUACAGCUUCAUUGGAACUCGAGGUGGCCGCCCUCCCCCCCCUUUUUGUGUUUCUAUCAUCAUAAUGCUUGGCGCACCCACGCGGCGGUGCAUGUGCACGGCGGUGGCCUCCGUCGCCGCUGCCGCCGUUUCCGCCGCGGCAACCGAGAAGGGCGCGGCGCCGGCCAUCAAGCACUCUCGCUUCACCCAACCCGGGCUGGAGGGUCUGCGCAUUGCCGCCUACGCACCGUCCACGGCGCCUGGAGAGUCGCUGCCCCAGCACCGGCAACCCACCGCCAUCGGCCACAUUGUCGCCCAACUCUCCUCGUUGGUGUUCGCCGUGGACUUUAAAGACAGCCCGAAGCCGUCGGUGGUGGCGAUGGGCUCGCGGGUGUACGUCGCGUACGAGCGCGAAGACGGCGCCCCGCCCACGGCGGCCGGCGGGAGGGGGGUCGUGGUGGGGGGCAUCGUCGUCCGCGUGAACCCCAACGGCACCUUCGGCGUGCUGCUCGACAACAACAACGUCGACCUCGCCGUGCCGCAGGAGAAGAUCGCCGUGACGGAGGGCGUCUGCAAGUUCUUGUACCACCCACGGUAUCUGCAGGUGGUGGAGUGGGUGCGCUCCGCCGGGCUGUCGCAGACGGACGAAAUCGAAGGCACCGCCUGCAUUUUAUACCACCGCGGCUGGCGUGCGGAGCGGCUGUACUUGCUGGAGGCGUCCGACAUUCGCAACAUGACGCACUUGUCAAAGAGUGCGCGGAUGUCGCUGAUGGAGAAGGCGGAGUGGCAGCGGGACCACCACCGGCAAAUGCGCAGCAUCUACAAGGAGCGCGUGAAGGAGCGGGAUCGACGGUACAUGUCCGCCAAGUACGCUGGCAUCCUCUCCGCCAGCGUCGCCUUCUGCGGCGCCUUCUCCCUCUUCGGGUGGAACUACCGCAACUACACGAAGCACCAGCGCUCCUAUCAGCUGAAGUACGCCGUGCGGACGCUGUGCAAGAAGAUCGCACCAGGCGCCGCGGAAGCCACGGAAAGCUCGGCCUCCACGUCGUCGAAAGCAGCAGCCUCUGCAGCGACGGCCACCCCCACGCCUACCUCCGCACCCACAACGGCGGCAGAGGCAACGAUGUCGGUGCCGUCCUCCACCGUGGCAGCUGAAAGCGCGCCGGGCGGGGCGCUGCACCGCUCGUCGAAGCACAUUCGGCGUGAUGCGCAGGAGAAGUGGAUUCGGCAGGUCUUACGCCAGCUGGACACGGCCCACCCCCGCAUCGUCGUCCUGACCGGCUACUUCGGUUGUGGCAAGAGCUCGCUGUGCCGUAGCGCACUGCGGGAGGAGGGCAUGAUUGGCGUCUUUGUCGAUGUGCGCAACAAGGAGGAUACGCUGCGCAGUGUGAUCAAGGCGAUGGGCGUGCCGCACGUCGACGCCUGCGGCGAUCCGCUGGACUUUAUCGCGGAGGCGUGCUACAAGGCGAAGUCCGCGAUGAACGGCAAAACACCGGUGCUGGUGCUGAAGCUGCGCGAGGGCGACAACUUGAUGCGGGUGUACAACGAGGCGAUCACGUUGGCGUGCGACCGGCGCAUGUGCCACAUCGUGGUGGAGCUGCCGCUGGAGUCGCUGACGAUGACGAACACGUCGCUGCCGCGCCUUGACUUCUACACCGUGCCCAACUUUAGCCGCGCGCAGGCCUACGAGUACAUCCAGCAUCGCCUCGACGCUCUGGAUAUGGAGACCUUCUUAGAUACGGUGGGGACGAACAGCAACGAUUUGGAUGAACUGCUGGCGGCUGUGCACCAGCGCCGCGUGACACCGACGGAGUACACAAAUCAGAAAUUGCUGAAGGCUAUGCGCCAGCUGGAGGUUGCGUGGGGCGAUCAUGGGGAGCUGAGGUCCGCAGUGAAGCGGCUGGCGCAGCUGCCCUACGAUGAAGGCCAGCACGAGGGGGUGGACGAUGGCAGUUUGAACCACCCGUCCUUGCGCAACAUUAUCUUUUACAACCCCGUGCAGGACGUGUGGGUGUUCCAGAAUCAAGUGCUGCACACUGCGGCCAACUGCUUAAUGUAA